Bufo bufo (common toad) is the source of this 4859-nucleotide messenger RNA. It is a transcript of the gene ROR1, whose product is annotated as receptor tyrosine kinase like orphan receptor 1. The record is from RefSeq and is a predicted model, not a curated record. The transcript is spliced from 9 exons. Gene Ontology annotation, biological process: cell surface receptor protein tyrosine kinase signaling pathway; multicellular organism development; protein phosphorylation. The coding region runs from base 162 to 2969 and encodes 935 amino acids. Gene Ontology annotation, molecular function: protein kinase activity; protein binding; ATP binding. Gene Ontology annotation, cellular component: signaling receptor complex. NCBI's taxonomy places the organism in Eukaryota, Metazoa, Chordata, Amphibia, Anura, Bufonidae.
GGAGGCAGCAGCAGCUCCGACCCCUCACAGUCUCCAUCAGCAGAGAGGCGGUGUGCAGCCCCCGGAGCUCUGCAAGCUGCCCGCACCCGAGCAGGGCAUCCCAGGGGCCACAGGGACCCAGAAUUCCGGCUCUGCGGAGGAUUUGUGGCAGGAUCCCAGGGAUGUGCCCGGGCAGGCAGCGGCGGGGAUGCGCCUGGUCCUCCAUACUGGUCCUGGUGCUGCUGGACAUUGGGAGACACCGGGCUGAAGGAACCGAGCUGACAGUUGACGCUGAUUUACGGCCUACCUCACCGUGGAGCGCUUCAAGUGACCUCGACAAAGAUAUUUAUUUGACGCUUGAUGAACCAAUGAAUAAUAUAACAACGUCGCUGGGCCAGACGGCAGAGUUGCACUGCAGGGUGUCAGGGAAUCCUUCCCCUACCAUUCGAUGGUUGAAAAAUGAUGCUCCUGUCGUGCAAGAACCCCGCAGGAUAUCCUUCCGUGCCACUAAUUAUGGCUCCAGGCUGCGGAUACGAAACCUGGACACAACCGAUACCGGAUAUUUCCAGUGUGUGGCCACGAAUGGGAGGAAGACUGUCUCCACCACCGGGGUCCUGUUUGUCAAAUUUGGUCCCCCUCCUACAGCAAGUCCUGGCUCUGUGGAUGAGUUUGAAGAAGACGGUUACUGCCAACCGUACAGAGGAAUUGCCUGCGCUCGAUUCAUCGGCAACCGGACCAUCUACAUGGAGUCUCUGCACAUGCAAGGAGAAAUAGAGAACCAGAUCACAGCUGCCUUCACAAUGAUCGGUACUUCCAAUCACCUAUCGGAUAAGUGCUCGAAGUUUGCCAUCCCCUCUCUCUGCCAUUACGCCUUCCCAUACUGCUCUGAAGCAUCCUCGUCGGCCAAACCGCGAGACCUGUGCCGGGACGAGUGUGAGAUCCUGGAGAACGUCCUGUGUCAGGCCGAGUACAUCUUCGCCAGAUCCAACCCGAUUAUUUUAAGGACGUUAAAACUACCCAACUGCGAGGACCUUCCGCAGCCGGACAGCCCCGAGGCCAGUAACUGUAUACGGAUCGGAAUACCCAUAGCGGACCCGAUCAAUAAAAACCAUAAAUGCUACAACAGCACCGGGGUUGAUUAUCGGGGAACGGUGAGCGUCACCAAAUCAGGACGUCAGUGUCAGCCGUGGAAUUCCCAGUAUCCGCAUACCCACAUGUUUAACGCCAUGCGUUACCAGGAGCUUAACGGGGGUCAUUCCUACUGCAGGAACCCCGGGAAUCAGAGAGAAGCUCCCUGGUGCUUCACACUGGACGAAAACGUCAAGCACGAGGUGUGCGACAUCCCAGCCUGUGAUACCCAGGACUCCAAAGAAAAGAGCAAAAUGGAGAUUCUCUACAUCCUGGUUCCAAGUGUCACAAUCCCUUUGGCGAUCGCCUUGCUGUUUUUCUUCAUUUGUAUCUGUCGCAAUAAUCAGAAGACAUCUUCUCCAGCAGUGCAGCGGCAACCCAAGCCCGUCCGCGGGCAGAAUGUUGAGAUGUCCAUGUUAAAUGCAUAUAAACCAAAGACCAAGGCUAAAGAGCUCCCCCUGUCUGCGGUGCGCUUCAUGGAAGAGCUGGGGGAAUGUGUCUUUGGGAAGAUCUACAAAGGUCACCUCUACCUCCCAGGGAUGGAUCACGCUCAACUUGUAGCCAUCAAAACGUUGAAGGAUUAUAACAAUCCACAGCAGUGGGCAGAGUUCCAGCAGGAGGCGUCUCUUAUGGCGGAGUUACACCAUCCCAACAUUGUGUGUCUUCUUGGAGUGGUCACCCAGGAGCAGCCGGUGUGCAUGUUGUUCGAGUUCAUGAAUCUUGGGGAUCUACAUGAAUUCCUCAUUAUGAGGUCCCCUCAUUCGGACGUUGGCUGUAGCAGCGAUGAGGAUGGGACGGUUAAGUCAAGCCUCGACCAUGGAGACUUCCUCCACAUUGCUGUUCAGAUCGCAGCCGGCAUGGAGUAUUUGUCAAGUCAUUUCUUUGUCCAUAAAGACCUUGCCGCUCGCAACAUAUUAGUUGGAGAACAACUUCAUGUAAAAAUUUCCGACCUUGGACUUUCGAGAGAAAUCUACUCGGCUGAUUACUUCAGAGUCCAAAACAAGUCCCUUCUUCCUAUUCGAUGGAUGCCUCCGGAGGCCAUCAUGUAUGGGAAAUUUUCCACCGAUUCAGACAUCUGGUCUUACGGUGUGGUGUUGUGGGAAAUCUUCAGCUUUGGUCUUCAACCCUACUAUGGGUUCAGUAACCAAGAAGUCAUCGAGAUGGUCAGGAAGAGGCAACUGCUUCCAUGUUCUGAAGACUGUCCACCGCGAAUGCACAGUCUCAUGACUGAAUGUUGGCAGGAGAUGCCAUCAAGGAGGCCGAGGUUCAAGGAUAUCCACAUGAGGCUGAGGUCAUGGGAAGGACUUUCAAGCCAUACAAGCUCCACAACGCCGUCGGGAGGUAAUGCCACAACGCAGACCACAUCUCUGAGUGCUAGCCCGGUAAGCAAUUUGAGCAAUCAGAGGUAUCCUAAUUUUAUUUUCUCAGCACAAGGAAUGCCACAGGGCCAGAUUACUGGUUUUAUAGGCCCACCAUUACCUCAAAAUCAAAGAUUCAUACCUAUCAAUGGAUACCCCAUCCCACCAGGAUAUGCUGCUUUCCCAACUGCUCACUACCAACCACCUGGGCCACCAAGAGUCAUUCAGCAUUGCCCACCACCAAAGAGCCGCUCUCCAAGUAGUGCAAGCGGAUCAACAAGUACUGGUCAUGUGACCAGCUUACCAUCUUCAGGAUCCAAUCAGGAUGCAAACAUCCCUUUAUUAUCCCAUAUGUCUAUGCAGAGCCAUCCCAGUAGUAUAGGAGUACAGUCCUUUGGAAGCAAAGGUAUGAAACCGUACAAGGUGGACAUGAAACAGUCCUCCUUACUGGAAGACUCGGACCUCCAUGGACACAACGACUCAAUGAUCUCAGCAGAGCUGUAAUUUUUUUUGUGGUAGAUAUGUACAUACUAUAUGCAGGAAAACAAUCGAAUGGACCUUUUAAGAAGAAAAAAAAAGUUUUAUAUAAAGUAUUUUUAUUGAACAGAGGUCAUUCCAGAUCUUCCGCGGAUGUUUCCUUCAUGUAUCUUCUGUGAAGUUUGAAUAUUGUCCUCAACAGGUGGACUUGUAUGUAGUUCAGAAAUUGGUGACUCUAUCGUUUCAUAUCAGUGUCAUCGCCUUAGAUAAUUGCCUUUAAACGGGAUCCCAGGAUUGGAAGAACAUGGCUGUUUUCUUCCAAAACCACUGCCAACCCUAUCCACCGGCUGUGCGUGGUAUUGUAGACGAGUCCCAUUCAUUUAAAUGGCGCUACGAUGCCAAACACAACCCAUAGACUGGUGUUAACCUUGUUAUUGGAAGGAAGCUGUCGUGUUUUUGUUUUUUUUUCAUUCCUGGACAACCUCUUUAAUUUCAUAUAUAUGUAUCUAUGAUAUUGCCAAAGAUCUUGAGUGAGACGAGACCCAUUAAAAAGCCAUUGGCUGCGGAAUGUAAUCCCUUGGUCAUUGUCAUCAGCGUUCCAUGCCGAGUCCGAACCAUGAACAUCACCUCCUUGUCCAAAACUACGGCAAAACAUUGAUAUUCGUAUCCAACAGGGCGAAAUAAUGACAUAUGGUGCACCUCAUGUAGUUCUAAUAGUGUAUGAUGUCUGCCCUCUGCGCACGGUGUAUGAAUACUUAGAGGGACCGUCCAGGAUUAGAAAACAUGGCCGCUUUCCAAAAAAUAGCCUCACCCCCGUCCACAGCUUGUGUUGAAGGCAUUGCAGCUCAGCUCUAUUGAAAUGACUGGGGCUGAGCUGCAAUACCACACACAACCUGUGGACAGGUGUGGCACUAUUUUUGGAAAGCGGCCAUGUCGUCUAAUCCUAAACAAGCCCUUCAAUUUAAACAAACCUUUAAAGCAAAGUACUAUCUUUUAUUUUUUCUAAAGGGGUUUUUCUUGGUGUUUAAUAUUGAUGACCUAUCUUCAGAAUAGGUAAUUAAUAUCUGAUGGUGGGGGGUCCGACUCCCGGGACCCCUGGUUAUCAGAGGCUGGGGCAUUCCGGUGUGUGCCGCAGCCCCCCUCCAUUGGAUAGUGGCUGUGCUUGGUAUUGCAGCUCAGUCCCAUUCCCUUCAGUGGGACUCAGCUGAGCCUAGGCCACGUGUCCGAUGUCACACAGGUGGUUGGGAGUCACGCCGCCUCCAGUCAGAUACUGAGGAUAGGCCAUCAGUAUACAAGACCUGGAAAACCCCUUUAAGCCUUUUCCUAUCUAAAUAUUGGCCCUUAGCCUUGUACAGUGAAAUUGCAAUAAUCAAUCAACCACAAGACCCCAUUAAAGUAAUUUCUUUAGGUUGUUAGGACAAGAAUCCAUCCCGCGAUGGCAUUUGUCACAGCUCCACCUUCCUAGUAAUGGAUCCAGGCCUGUAAAAUGUAAGGGUAGCGCCGGACUUAUUGUCUCCUUAGCAGUCCAGGGCCCUUUAAAGGGGGUUCUCCUACUUUUUAGAACGGGGUGUCAAGCUCAUUUUCACAGAGGGUCACAUCAGCAUUAGGACUGUUUUACUCCAGCGAGCCCAUUGGGGGAAACACACUCCGUGUGUGUGUGUGUGAUCCUCCAUUCUGGACUUGCGGAGCACAGGGCAUUAUACUGAUUUAUAAUGCUGCGUGCCUCUGCUUGACCUUACAGAUAGAGACUCAUACUGACAGCUUUAUGUCAGUAUGAUUCCUUAGAAGUAAGGUCAAGCAGAGGCACGCAGCAUUAUAAAUCAUGAUAACGCUCAGAGCUCCUGCUAAUCCAGAACAGAGCCUUUAUGUUUAGCUUAAAAAGGGGGCGUUUAGUGUCGGAGCUCAGAAUGCAAGACG